Scedosporium apiospermum is the source of this 1047-nucleotide messenger RNA. RefSeq lists its product as uncharacterized. Bases 1 to 1047 code for a protein of 348 amino acids. Gene Ontology annotation, biological process: glucose metabolic process; beta-D-galactose catabolic process via UDP-galactose, Leloir pathway. Lineage: Eukaryota; Fungi; Ascomycota; Sordariomycetes; Microascales; Microascaceae. The transcript is spliced from 2 exons. The record is from RefSeq and is a predicted model, not a curated record. Gene Ontology annotation, molecular function: aldose 1-epimerase activity; carbohydrate binding.
AUGUCCGACGCCCCCAUCUCCCUCCUCCCCCUCGGCGCAAUCCUCCAAUCCCUCACUGUCGCCUCCCACAACAUCGUCCAAGGCUUCCCCACCCAAUCCGACUACGAAGCCCACAACGCCCCCUUCUUCGGCGAGACCAUCGGCCGCGUCGCCAACCGCAUCUCCAACGCCCGCCUCGACUCCCUCAACGCCGGCAAGUCCUACGCCCUCGCUGCGAACAACGGGCCUAAUAACCUCCACGGCGGCGUUGUGGGCUGGGGGAAGCGCGUUUGGGAGGGUCCGAAGCCUGUGGGAAUUCGUAAGAUUGUUGGAGUGAAGCAUGAUGAUGGGGAGAAUGGUGAUGUGGAGGGUGAGGCUGUCAAGUUUACGCUUGUGAGUGAGGAUGGGGACGAGGGUUUUCCGGGGACUGUUGAGGCUAGUGCUGUUUACACGGGCGCUGUGCAGAGGGUUGGUGGGAGGGAGGUGACGGUUGUGGAAAUUGAGUAUUCGGCUGUUUUGGUGGGUGAUGCGGACGAGACUGUCAUUAACAUGACGAAUCACUCCUACUUCAACCUCUCCGGCGACCCAACCAUCGAAGGCACAAUCGUAACCCUCACCUCAAACACCUACCUCCCCGUCGAUGCCGGCGGCAUCCCAACCUCCGGCCCCGCCCCCUUCGCCUCCAUCACCCCCAACGAACCCUUCCCCCUCGGCCCCGUCGACCCCGACAUCGACGACUGCUUCAUCUCCAACCUCGACCCAGCUUCCGUGCCCCUCGACACCCGCGCCGCAUGCCCUCUCGCCCUUCAUGUCUCGGCUCACCACCCCAAGACGGGAAUUCACCUCGAGGUCCUCUCCACUGAGCCCGCUUUCCAGUUUUAUACGGGGAAGUAUAUUGAGGUGCCUGCUGUUGAGGGCGCGCCCGCUAGGGGGAAGAGGAGUGGGUUUUGCGUUGAGCCGAGUCGCUGGGUUAAUGCUUGUAAUGUGCCUGAGUGGAAGGGUAUGGUUCUGUUGAAGAAGGGGGAGACGUACGGGUGUAGGAUCGUGUAUAGGGCUUGGAAGGAGUAG